Messenger RNA from Mycotypha africana, 1230 nucleotides. Its product is annotated as Prp18 domain-containing protein. Gene Ontology annotation, biological process: generation of catalytic spliceosome for second transesterification step; RNA splicing. NCBI's taxonomy places the organism in Eukaryota, Fungi, Mucoromycota, Mucoromycetes, Mucorales, Mycotyphaceae. The record is from RefSeq and is a predicted model, not a curated record. The coding region runs from base 299 to 1030 and encodes 243 amino acids. The transcript has 5 exons. Gene Ontology annotation, cellular component: U5 snRNP; U2-type post-spliceosomal complex; U4/U6 x U5 tri-snRNP complex.
GGAGGCAGCGAGGGUGCCUCAGAAAAGAAAAUAAAAUACGUCAGCAGAGCUGAAUUAGAAAGAAUUCGUGAAGAAGAAUACAAACGUAAAGAAAAGGAAAGAGAAGAGAAAGAACGACAGUUUUUACACUUACCUUUAAUUGUAGAGAAAAGCACGAUUACGAGAAGAAGAGUUGAAACGCAAAGAAGAAGAAAAGAAGAAUGCACAAAAAGAAGUUGAAGUAGCGGAGGAACAGACAGAAGAGGAAAGCGAGACAUUCAAUAUCUCGAGAGAAGAAGUUAUUCGUCGUUUAAGAGCAAUGGGUCAACCGAUCAGGUUAUUCGCCGAAACUGAUAAACAAUGUAAACUUCGUUUACGUGCAUUGGAGCUAAUGAACGAAGAAUCAGGGGAUCAGGGUCGAAAUGAGUAUAUGCGAACCAUGGAAGAAAUGGAAGCAAAUAUGCGAUUGGAAGAAUUAAAACAGAAGGGUGGAGUCGUGCACGAUGACAAGAAAAAGCUGAAGAAAUCAACAAUCACAGUCGAACCUAUACAAUUGGAAUUGAUAUCAACGGAUAUUGAUAAGUUAUAUUAUCAAAUUUGGGCCUACUUCACUAGUAUGCUAGAAGAGUGGGAGGAAUGGAUGCAAGCACGUCCCGAGGAGGAAAAGAGAUCAGCGCCUGGUAAAAGAGCCGCCGUCCUACAAAAACAAGCCGCAGAAUACAUCAAACCUUUAAUGCGACAGCUGAAGAAGAAGACAUUGGAACCCGAUGUUCUAAACAGAGUAGCUGAAAUUGCCGAACGUAUGCAGAAUCGUUUAUACAGAGAUGCGCAAGAUGCCUACCUUCAAUUGUCUAUUGGUAACGCCCCAUGGCCAAUUGGUGUUACCAUGGUUGGUAUUCACGAACGUUCCGCAAGAGAAAAAAUUUCUUCUUCACAAGUUGCUCAUGUGCUAAACGACGAAACGUCAAGAAAAUGGAUUCAAUCUGUGAAGCGUCUAAUGACAUUUGCGCAAACGAAGUAUCCUCCUUAUACACUGAGCCAAAUUUCAUAAAAGCAUAAAUAUACAUAUCACUUAUUUAUUCUGUGUUCAUAAAUGUUGGCAUUCCUCUAUUCUACCUUUUCUUUUGGCGUAAGAUUCUGUAAUUCUUCAGCGGCCUGUCUGAAAGCGAUAGCUCAUUGCCGUCAUUGUUGCUUUUGGGGUCACGUCGGGAAGGAGGGAAGCGGCGGAUAUUUGGUGAAGUUUUGUUAACU